Molecule: messenger RNA, 1831 nt
Organism: Punica granatum (pomegranate)
Lineage: Eukaryota; Viridiplantae; Streptophyta; Magnoliopsida; Myrtales; Lythraceae
Source: RefSeq, a predicted model, not a curated record
ACCUUUCCUUCUUAAGGUCUUUGAUUGCCUUUUCUCUGGGAAAAUUAAUGCCUCUGGAAUUGGGGACAUGGGGGCCGAUUUUGGCCUUGUUAAUGUUUACGCUUGUGAACUGGCUCCAUGGCGCAUCAGUAGUUCCUUGUUACUUCGUCGUCGGCGACUCGAAGAUCAAUAAUGGAAACAACAACAACAUCAAGACAGCUGCCAAGGCAAACUACCCAUCGCAAGGGAUCGACUUUCCCAGACGGUCCAAUCGGAAGGUUCAGCAAUGGCAGGAACAUAGCGGACUUUAUAGUUCAGUGCUUGGGCUUCGACAGGUUUAUUCUCCCCCCUGCGAAUGCAAGCGACGAAGAUAUACUCAGAGGACUAAAUUAUGCGUCAGUUGGUGCUGGAAUUUUGGAAGAAACUGGGAAGACAUUGGUAAAUAUAUUCAUGUCUUACCAAGACGUAAAUAUGCACUUCCUCGUCUUCAAGUUAAGAUUAUAUACGUAACCCACGAAAGACACAUUUUUCCAUAUGCCGUACAGAGAAGUUAAUAGAAAGAAAGUAUGAACGUUGGAGAAAGAAGACCAAACACUCAUGUCAUGUUGUUUUAACUAAAUAGAGGUAUGCUCCAAACACUCAACUAUAGGUACUCGAUCGGCAGAACUCCGCAUGAUACUUCUAGAUAUGUCACAGGGGCUUGUAAGCAGAUCGACCUUUGUCCAAACCCAAUUCAGUUUAAGCAAACAAGAUGAUUCACUUAUAUUUUUCUUCGUAAUUUUACAAUGUUUGACUUGCUCUCCCACGAUCUGUAUUGAAUAGCUUGGUAGAACAUUUCUGGCCUCUAGAAAUGUCUCACUUUUAUAUGAAGCACCAACAUAGGUUUCUCCAAUGUCGGUAAACAUUUUUUGUGCAGCCGGAAUAAAUAAAAGACACGCGGAACAUGUCAUCGCAUCUAAAUAAUAUGAGGAACCUGCAGGGAAAUAUAGUGACAUUCAGCAAUCAGCUGAAGAACCAUGCCGAUACAGUCUCGAGAAUAACAAUGAUGUCUGGAGGGAAUGAGACCUCCGCGCUGUCUUACCUGAGCAAGUGUUUGUACCAUGUCAUGCACGGAAACAACGACUUCUGUGGCAAUUACUUCAGACCUAAGCAGUAUUCAUCCAGUUGCCGGUACAAUGCGGAACUGUUUGCGGACCUUCUGAUUCAAACUUACACGGAGAGGAUCGAGACAUUAUAUCAAUAUGGGGCAAGGAAGAUAAUGCUGGAUGCAGUAGUCCCAAUCGGGUGCGCACCCUCUCUUCAGGCAAAGAAUCCUUGGACCCAUACGCCAUUCACCGAGCGCUUCCAUGCUCCUGUUCGGAUAUACAAUGACAAGCUUAAGUCCCUAGUUGAUGACUUAAAUCGAGACUACACCGACUCUAGGUUCAUUUGUCUUGAUGAUUUCUGCAGCUUCUGGAAUCUUGUGGACCGUCCUUCAUCAAACGGUUUGGCAGUUACUAAUAUGGCCUGCAGCGGCAUAGGCAGAAACAAAGGCCAAGUCCGAUGUCUACCUCACCUGAUGCCUUCCAGGUACCGGAACCUUUACGUGUUCUGGGAUCCGUUCUCCUUGACUGAAGCUGCAAGUUUGGCCGUAGUCAAGAAGCUAUUUGACAACGAUUCUUGGUCAUCCUUCACUUACCCCAUGUCUAUCCUCCAACUUGCAAAGCUAUGAAUAUAUAGCAGCGGAGGGACGGAGUCGUGACUAUAGAGCCCCAUACAUGAAAUUUCCUAAUACAUUGCGGAUGUCAAUUUCCUAAAGGAAAAGAAACUUCCGUGAAAGCAGUUUGUUCCUCGAAGUUCGGUAUAUGUUGAA